AUGCCUGUUUCAACUCGAAGAAGCAAAGCAGCAAGGCAAGAUAAAGAAGAAACAAGAAAGGAAGAGAAGGAACCAUCGGAUUCAGCUUCUCUUCUCACGAAAACACCGGUGAAGGAGCGACCAAAAAGAAAGAAGAAGACUGAAACUGUAGUAAUUGUACAACAAUCAACAUCUGUGGAUGAGGACUUGAUGGAUCAAAGUGAAAAAUUUCCCAUUCAAAAAACCCCUGUAAAAGCUCGGAGGAGAAGAAAAAAGAAUGUUGAAAGUGAUGAUGAGGAAUUAAAACAACCAGCACCUUCAGAAAAUAAUGCUAUCACUAAUGAUAAUAAUAUACAUAAUCAAGAAAAUACUCAUCCAGAAAACCGUGAUGAUGAUAUGUUAUUUACUCCUAAAAAGUCUUCCGAGAAUGGUGAGACUACAAAUUCGGAGAUACAUAAUGGAAACAAUGCAAUUGACGAAUCAUCAAGAUCGCUUUUGGCAUUAACAAUCCAAAGCAUUUAUUUGAGAAAACUCUGUGAACAAGACUUCUCACGGCAAUUACACCAUUUAAACGUAAUACAAAGCCGUUGGCGAAAAGUUUUGGCUCAAAAAUCAUGUUCUCAGCUAAGAGAGAGCACUAGACUGAAGAGAGAACAGAUGACAUCAGCUGUGUGCUUGUAUCAAGCUAGGUAUAGAGGUUUUCAAGUGAGAAAUACAUACGAAAAUCUUUUAAAGUCAGCGAUUACUAUUCAAUCUUUAUGCUCUAGAUAUUGCGUUAGAAAUGAGUUGAUAAGGAAGCGAAAAGAAAGAUUAGAAGAGUUGGAGAAAAAGAAAUUACAAGAGGAAGAAUUUCGAAAGAAUGAAAUCUCAACAAUGAUUUCUGCUCUUUUCAGAAGUCUCAUUAAUAGACAAUACAUAGGUAGGAUAAAUCAAAGUGCUCGAUUAAUACAAUCUGCUGUCGUGGCAACACAACAGAGACGCAAUCUGUCUCAGGUUAUCUGUGGAGCUGCAAUGAUGCAAGCAGCAUUCCGAGCAAAAUUAGUACGGAGCAAAAUGCAAAAAUUAACAUCAGCCAUUAGUGUCAUGCAGUCAUUAUGUGUGGUUGCUUUGGACAGGAGACGUAUAUUAGAGCAAGAAAAGCAAAUAAGAGAACAGAUCAUCAUAAUUGAAUCUGCUAUCAGAGGAAAAGAGAUCAGAAAUCUUGUAAAACGACAAUAUUGCAAUAUUACAGAACUACAGGCUUUCGUUCGCUCAUUUAUUUGCGCUAGGUCUUAUAAGAAUGAAAUGCAAAAAGAGAAAAUGUCAAGCAACAUUAUAGAAAAUUUAGAGAACUCUCAAGACAUUUAUUUGGACGCAAGCCUCGUUAUCCAAGCUCUUGUUAAAUCCAAAUUAACUAGAUCGGAGCACACCCAUACAUUGCAAACACUGCAAAUCAUCCAAGCCUGUAUUUUGGGCUAUAUUACAAGAAAAGAAUAUUCCACACCAAUAGGUACAAAAAAACUAGAUGUUGUUCAAAGCAAGGACCUUGAAAACCAACUCACGAUUAAGAAACGAUCUAUAGCUGAAUUUUCAAAAAAAGUUGAUGACGUUUUGGCUACAUUCUUAGAAAGUGUUACCAAGCAUCCGAAUAUUGAACAAAAUGAUCAUGAGGCUAUUUCUGAUAAAAAGCGAAAAAGAAACUCGAUGGAAGAAGAAGAAAACAGAAACAAUAAUGAAUCAUUGUUGGAUGACGAGACGUGUCAAGUAUUGGACUAUGAAAUCAAGAAACAAAAGAAACAAACAGAGGAGCUUUUGCGCAUUAUUGAUGAAAAGGUUAUUUCUAAAAAGUCUCAGAAAGAACAGGUUGAGGACUUGUUGGAUCAAUUGGAUCAAGAAACAGAGGUAAUAGAAGCACUCCAAAAAGAACAUGACGUAAAGCUUAGGAAAUUAGAAGAGGAGUUAGAACAAAAUAAUGUCUCUGCAGAAAAUUCACACAUAGAAAAUGAUAAGGACAAUCAGGAGCAGAUCAUUAUGGAAAAAGAUCGAACUCAUUCCUUACCUGAGAGCACAGAAGAACAUAUGGAUAAGAGUUUACCAACAACUGAUCCGUUGGAUAUUUCCAACAUUAGCCUAAUAGGAACACCAAAACAGACAUUGCGAUUGAGUAGACCAUUAACAAGAGCAACCAAUCUCCCAACAACGACCAGCAACAUGGACCAGCGUCAUCCUUUAUCAACUACCAUCACUCCAAAACCAACCAAAUUCUUUUCCGUGUUUUCACCUUCUCCUAUUUCCCACAAAUCACACCCAAAUAGGGCAAUUCAAAAUCAAAGUGACAACAAACAACCCCUAUCCCAAUCAUCCAUACUCUCUCCUACCGUCCAAAAGCUGGUCUCCCACAAUAAUAGACAACGAUCAGAUACAAGCAGAGAACCGCAACAACAAAUCCUUCUUUCUCCCAAAUCCAAAAUUUUGAACAGACAGCAAACUCCAGUCAAACAGUCAACCUCACGAUUACUCAACAGCAGCUUUAUUUCACCUUCUCCUUUCCUGAAUUCCUCCAUGAUGACCUCCUCCUUAAACAGCACCCCAAAUGCUUCAUCAUUGAGUGACAACUCUGAGUCUGAAUUAUUCAUGUCACCCAACACCUUUAACAACACUCAACUAAAUAGAAAACGAAAAUUAGACGAGUUUUCGAACACAGAAUUAAUUUUUCCAGGUCAAGUUGGGUCUAUCCCCACAAAUAACAAACUUAAAUUGCUCAAAAGAGAUGAGAAAAAUGUAAAAUGGGCUGGUGGUUCAAAUACCAAGUUGCCCAAUCCAACGCAAAUCCUUGUGGCUGACGAUUUUAAUCCAAAAUAUUCACCAAACAAGGUAUCUUCAUCCACCAGCAAAUCCAUUAUGUCACACUCAUCUCGAGGUGAAGUAGGUCAAGCACAAAAGCCUCCAAAACCACCUCACCCAUAA
This is a messenger RNA of Naegleria fowleri, 2925 nucleotides long. RefSeq lists its product as uncharacterized. The transcript has a single exon. Gene Ontology annotation, molecular function: protein binding. The coding region runs from base 1 to 2925 and encodes 974 amino acids. Lineage: Eukaryota; Heterolobosea; Eutetramitea; Acrasida; Naegleriidae. The record is from RefSeq and is a predicted model, not a curated record.